Molecule: messenger RNA, 1374 nt
Organism: Ochotona curzoniae (black-lipped pika)
Lineage: Eukaryota; Metazoa; Chordata; Mammalia; Lagomorpha; Ochotonidae
Gene: PARL
Product: presenilin associated rhomboid like
Exons: 10
Coding region: 34-1170 (378 amino acids)
Cellular component (GO): membrane
Molecular function (GO): serine-type endopeptidase activity
Source: RefSeq, a predicted model, not a curated record
AGGUCGGGCCAUGGUGGGGCAGAGGUUGGGAAGAUGGCGUGGCGCGGCUGGGCACAGAGAAGCUGGGGCUGCAGCCGGGCGUGGGAUUUGGGCGGCCGCAGCCUCGAGGAACUCGCUACGGCCUUGACCUCGCCGCCGCGGCUGCUCGGACGCAGGUGCAACUUCUUUCUUCAGCAAAAAUGUGGGUUCAGAAAAGCUCCCAGGAAGGUUGAACCUCGGAGAACAGACCCAGGGACAAGUGGCGAAGCAUACAAGAGGAGCGCUUUGAUUCCUCCGGUGGAAGAAACAGUCUUUUAUCCAUCUCCUUAUCCCAUACGGACUCUUGUGAAGCCAUUCUUUUUCACUGUUGGGUUUACAGGCUGUGCGUUUGGAUCAGCUGCUAUUUGGCAGUAUGAGUCAUUGAAAUCCAAGGUUCAGAGUUACUUUGACGGUAUAAAAGCUGAUUGGUUGGAUUCCAUAAGGCCACAAAAAGAAGGAGACUUCAGAAAGGAGAUUAACAAGUGGUGGAAUAACCUAAGUGAUGGCCAGCGGACUGUGACAGGUAUCAUAGCUGCGAAUGUAUUUGUAUUCUGUUUAUGGAGAGUUCCUUCUCUACAGAGGAUGAUGAUCAGAUAUUUCACAUCCAACCCAGCCUCAAAGGUCCUGUGUUCUCCAAUGUUGCUGUCGACAUUCAGUCAUUUCUCCUUAUUUCACAUGGCAGCUAACAUGUAUGUGUUAUGGAGCUUCUCCUCCAGCAUAGUGAACAUCCUGGGUCAGGAACAGUUCAUGGCAGUGUACCUGUCUGCAGGUGUUAUUUCCAAUUUUGUCAGUUAUGUUUGUAAAGUUGCCACAGGAAGAUAUGGACCAUCACUUGGUGCAUCUGGUGCCAUCAUGACUGUUCUGGCUGCUGUCUGCACCAAGAUCCCUGACGGGAAGCUUGCCAUCAUCUUCCUGCCCAUGUUCACCUUCACAGCGGGAAACGCCCUAAAAGCCAUUAUUGCCAUGGACACAGCAGGAAUGAUCCUGGGAUGGAAAUUUUUUGAUCAUGCAGCACAUCUUGGGGGAGCUCUCUUUGGAAUAUGGUAUAUCACUUACGGUCAUGAACUAAUUUGGAAGAACAGGGAGCCUCUGGUGAAAAUCUGGCAUGAAAUGAGGACUAAUGGCCCCCAAAAAGGAGGUGGCUCCAAGUAAAACACAGGGCUUGGCUGUACUAGCUAAUGUGUGUGGCCUCUGGCCCCAGCGCUUGGCCCCGGACUGACAUGGUGUGGACCUCGCCCAGCAGCGCAGCCACCCCAGCAGUUCAUGCCGCGCACCCCACUCCACCCGGACACAUCUUCUGAGCAACUGAAUUAUGACAGUGUUGUGAAAUAAAGGUUUCUAUCUCUAGUUUGUAAA